Molecule: messenger RNA, 1412 nt
Organism: Ipomoea nil (Japanese morning glory)
Lineage: Eukaryota; Viridiplantae; Streptophyta; Magnoliopsida; Solanales; Convolvulaceae
Product: protein trichome birefringence-like 36
Exons: 5
Coding region: 157-1308 (383 amino acids)
Cellular component (GO): Golgi apparatus
Molecular function (GO): O-acetyltransferase activity
Source: RefSeq, a predicted model, not a curated record
CCAAGUUUCGCCGAUCGAGACAGAAUGCUUAGCUAGCUAGCUAGGAAUCAAUAACUUUUUCACCAAUCUCCCACCACAAGUUAAGAAUAUAAUCUCCGAUCCAGUAAUGGCAACUUCAUAAUUCCCAUUGCCAUCUUUCCUAGCUAAGCUAGCUCCAUGGCAUCAACAAUGGCUGAUGAUAACUACUCCAAGAACUCAUUACUGGUUUCUCUCUACUUGUUCUCUUGUGUUCUUCUCUGCAACUCCUUCUGUGCUGCGGCGGAGGAGCUUUCAUGGGUGGAGAGCAAGGAUACUGAGGAGGAGAUCAGCAUGGUUCAGAGCCCGCUCAAGAACUGCGAUUUCACGGCCGGAAAAUGGGUUUUUGAUGAGUCGUACCCUUUGUAUGACUCCCGGCGUUGCCCUUAUCUCACCACCGCUGUUACUUGUGCCAAGAACGGCCGCCCGGAUUCCGACUACGAGAAGUGGCGCUGGAAACCAAAUGGUUGCACAAUUCCAAGGUUUGAUGCAUUGGAUUUUCUUGGAAAGAUGAGGAAAAAGAGAAUAAUGCUAGUGGGUGACUCUAUAACGAGGAAUCAAUGGGAAUCUCUAGUUUGCUUAGUACAAUCCGUCAUUCCCCGUGCUAAAAAAUCUGUCACUUACAAUGGCCCAACCAUGUCUUUCCAUGCUUUGGAUUAUGAAACAUCAAUUGAGUUCUGCUGGGCACCAUUCUUGGUGGAAUUGAGACAAGGAGUAGAGGACAAGAAAAUACUUCACUUGGAUUUGAUUGAAGAGAAUGCAAAGUACUGGAGAGGAGUGGACGUUCUUGUCUUUGAUUCUGCCCAUUGGUGGACUCACUCUCAAAAGUGGACUUCGUGGGACUAUAUCAUGGAGGGAAGCAACUUCUACAGAUAUAUGAAUCCCAUGGUUGCCUAUGAGAAAGGACUCAUGACAUGGGCUAAAUGGAUAGACUUGAAUCUUGAUCCGAGAGAAACUCGUGUAUUCUUUAGAAGCAUGUCGCCUAGGCAUAACGGGCAGGAUGGGUGGAAAUGCUUCAAUCAAAGAGAACCAUUAGAGCAGUUGAGCCACCCGCAUGUAACAGAGCUAGUGGUGAUACUAAAACAAGUGUUGAGAAAGAUGAGUUUUUCGGUGUACCUACAAGAUAUUACCACCAUGUCUGCUUUGAGAAGGGAUGCACAUCCAUCCAUUUAUAACAAAGUUGUUGGGCCAAGUCAAAAUCAACACAUGAGAGAGUAUGGAUCUGAUUGUAGUCAUUGGUGUCUUCCUGGUGUGCCUGAUAUCUGGAAUGAGAUGUUGAAUGUGUUGCUCUGAUAGUCAUUCAACUUUAAAUGAUGACAAUAUAUGCAAUUUUUAAGAUAACUAGUAUUUGCAUCCGUGCGAUGCACAGAAUGUAUUUGUCAUAAUAUAUUAAGAAU